Molecule: messenger RNA, 1248 nt
Organism: Myodes glareolus (Bank vole)
Lineage: Eukaryota; Metazoa; Chordata; Mammalia; Rodentia; Cricetidae
Source: RefSeq, a predicted model, not a curated record
AUGGCUGCGGAGUCCUGGUUCGCCGGGUCGCUGGCCCUGAGACCUGAAGUAGCACCGCCUUCGGACGAUUUGGUACCCGGGCCGCCGCCCUAUGGAGACCCCUCGUGGUCGCCCGCCGGGAGACCCGAGGCCUCAGCGGAGCAGGAGCCCCAGCGGGCACAGCAGCUGAUGGAAACGCCAGCCUCCGCGUCCUCCAGGGAGCCACUGGCAGCGGAGCUCGGACCUGCUCGCCUCCCACUGGACUCCAUGUUCAGCCCCAUCACUGACCAGCUCCGUUAUCUGCUUAGGAAGGCGGAUGACUUUCAAAGCUACUUGCUCUACAGCAGGGACCGCGUACAGAAGGAACAGCUAGCCAAGGCCAUGCCCACCUUCCUAACGAUGUGCGAACCUUACUUCCUGUACCUUGAGGCUGCUGCAAGGAGUGUCCCUCCAAUCUACGGAGCUCUGCAGGAGCUGGUCCGGAAGGGGGUGUGUACCUUACCAGGUCCCAUUCUCCUUGGGUUCCUGCCUAGGGAUGGGAGGAUGGCUUCUGGCCGACCAUCUGAGGUCAGGAAAUCUCCCACCUUCCAUGCAGUUGCUGGAGAUCUCCCAGCAGCUCACCCUGCGCUUGGAACAGUUAGUUCUCAUGUAUGCUUCCUUCGGGUUCGUGGACCUGGAGGAAACCAACCCUUUGAGGUAAGGGGGCAGGUAACGAGUUGUGGGGUGGCAGAGUCCAGGGCCCAGCUUGCUGUCCACUCUCUAUCUCCUGCUAGCAUCUCCUGCUUCUUCUGCGGGAGGUUCUCCAUUAGCCCUUCCCACGAUGUGUCCAUCUUCCGGUACUGCACCCCAGCUGCGUACACUGCCAGUCACUUCCCGAGGUACCUCUAUAAGAAGAUGCGCUGGAACCUGGAAACCACCACAGAGGCCAGUAGCCAAGGACCAGACUCCCAUGUGGAUUACUACUUCUUAUGUUACCGAGACACAUGGGAAGAUGCAGGCCAGGGUCCAGCCAAUUCGUGCCCCCAAAUCCAGAAACUCUGGUCCAUCGGCCGCUGGAUGCCCCUAGGCCCGGCAGAGGAUGACCUUGAUUCAUGGAUUUUGUGCCCGCAGCCACCCGGGGACUACCAGCAGUUACUAACCAUCGGCUUCGAGGAGCCUUCGCAUGUGCUGGCCACCGACCUGCUGGUACAGAUCCUCAUGGGCCAGGUAGGCCCCGCCCGGCCCCCCAGCGCUGCCGGACCCUCGGCUUGGGCUGCCCCGGCAUCCUGA